Symbiodinium natans is the source of this 2586-nucleotide messenger RNA. NCBI's taxonomy places the organism in Eukaryota, Dinophyceae, Suessiales, Symbiodiniaceae. The record is from the annotation of a GenBank genome assembly.
AUGCGCUGUGAUGCGCUGUGGAUGCUUGGACGCAGCAGGAGAGUGGGAAGAAAGCGCCGAUGGCGCGCGGUUCUCGUGCGCAAAGAAGGCAAGGCGUUCGCAAGCGACAUCAAUGGUGCAGAUGCUAUGCGGACGUACAAUGCCGUCCUUGCGGCAAUCGACCUCUUCACCACCAAGCAGCAAAGACAUCUGCAGGCGGAGACCUUCUACCUGCGAAAGCUCCAUACUCAAGAGCAGGAGAAGCAGGAGAGAUUUGCCAGAGAGGCCAAGGCCCGGGCCCAGGAGGCCAAAAAGGCGGCCAAGGCGGCGAAGGAGCGCCCACCCAGCACUGCGCAGACCCGCAAGACGCGGGUGCCCAGCCCAGUGCCGCUGCAGGACAGCCCCCGGGUCGUGCGGACGAGGUCUCCGGACAACCAGGGCCGGAACGUGGACUCCGCGAGAUCCCGGAGUCGAUCGCCUUUGCGUCGGAAGGAUGCCACGACCCAGGAGUCUGCACAGGGCACGAAGUCCCCGGAGGCGGAGAGGAGUCCAUCUCCAGACUGGAUCCCGCGAACUCCUCCGGAUCCUCCGACGCAGGUGCCUACCAAGAGCACUGGAAGCUGGACGACCACCGUCUUUGAGGCAUCGCCGACCAAGGAUGAGAGGGCCCCGACAGUGGUGGCUCCUCGCCCGGAGCCCCCCAGGUCCCAAGCUUCUGAAGGGCAAAUCUUCCGAAGCCUGGACGACGUGAGGCUUCUGGUGCUCCGAUGUGUGAUUGCCUGUUACGCCGCUCCAUUCCUGGACAACGUGUAUUCCUUGAACAUCAGCGAGCAUCACCGGGUGCCAGACAUCUCAUACCUUGGGAGCACCGCGAUUCCUCCACGGACGCUCAUUCCCACGCACAUCCGCUCCGCGAUUGACAAAAGCUUGAACUGUUCUCAGCAUGGAUGGGAGUUGCGCCAGGGUGGGCGCACCAGGCUGUUCGACUGCUCUCUGUUCAGGGAUGAGCUCGACAUUCUGGAGGUUCGGCUGAACGAGCUCUAUGACUGGGUGGACGUCUUUCUGAUUAUUGAACUUGGCACCGGGCAUCAGGGAUAUCUUCGGAACUCCACCUUUCUGAACUGCCUGGCAGAGCCAGAGUGUGCAGUUCGCUUCACACCGCUUCUGGACAAGAUCCGAUACGUCUUCGUUGGUGCUUUGGACGUUUGCUUGGCCGGACGAGUAUGGGAUUGUGAGAAGCAGCAUCGCGGGCUGCUCGGCUGGGCGUUUGAUGAGUUUGGUGGCCGCGAUGACGACAUGGCCAUCAUCGGCGAUGGGGACGAGUUUCCUCAUGCCACUGCAGCAUGGAUGCUGGCGAACUGUGCGGUUCCGGAGGGCGUAACGAUUGAGUCCGCCCUCUACAUGUUCUCUGCGCACUGUAGGGAUCCGUCGGAGAGGGGUGUAACGAAGGGCUCGCUAGAACUCGGAGCCUUUGCAAAAGGAGUGCGGAAGAGCCUUUGCUUCUGGGAGUCUCAGAUCAAGAAGCAUGAUGCAAACUCGCUCACGUCGCUAAGAGCUGUUGGACCCGAGCGAAUCCGGCGGACCUUCGAGCCAGGUCGGGACAUGGGCUUUGCCACCCUGCCACGGGGAGGAUUCCACCUCACCUACUUCUUGACUCCACAGGAGGUCGAGUUCAAGAUCAAGUUCAUCAUGUGCCAUUCGGAGUUCAACCACACUCCCUGGAACACAGCAGCCUGGCAGGCGGAAAAUGCAAGGAUGUGCCUCUUUAACGUGGCUUGGCUACACCGGCCGAUGGAGUAUGUCCACUCGGCUGACAUCGCCUAUCCCGAAAUUCCUUGGUACCCUCUUGCGAAGCCAGGGGCCAUGGCAAGAUUUUUCCGAUACGCCCGCGCAGAGGAAGAUGCGGUUCGCGCGGCUUCGACCACAGCGCCUUCCGUGGCAGUCUGCAUUACUGGUGAGACCUUCCCGAGCUUCUGGUGGGAGGUGACCUCUGCUGUGACACAGGGCCUAGGUCACAGGGACAAGUCCAAGGUCAAGGUUUUUGCGGCAGUGCUCAGACAAGAUUGCCCGUCGGCUGUGAAGCUGCUUGACCCCAACCUGGUAAGGUGCCUCGACGACGAGCCUUUCAGAAGCCAUGGGAACAUUCCAGCGCGGUACGCGCGCCACUUCGUGCGUCAGUACCGUCUGCAGCAUGCUUGCUUGGACAUGGCUCUAAGCCAGGGUGCCUUUGACUGGAUUCUUGCCAAGCGGUCGGAGGUUUUUCUUCGGGAGUUUCCUUCCACGGAAGUCCUUGCUGAGGCAGCUGUGUUUACAGCCGCCCAAAGCACAAACAGGGCUCGCAUUUUCGACGACAAGCUCUUCUUGGCCAGGCCGACAGAGGUGAGGCACGUGGCCGCCGCCAGUCGCUUCAUGGCACGCCUGGCCAAUGUCAGCGCGCAGCCGGCCCCCGCAAGCAGGAGGUUCAGUGGGCUGCUGAAUGCAAACGCCACGAGGCCUGCUGCCAUCUUGCAACGGUUCCUGGCACAGCAAGGGGUGGCUCUGCGACCCCUGGCUCAGCUGCGCUAUGAGGAGCUGAGGCGUCGUCGCGCCACGCAGCAUCGCAGAUGA